AAUUGUGUUCCGAAGACGAACAAAGCUUUUAUGGGUUUGGAACGACAUGGGGGUAAAUGAUUAAUGACAAAAUUUUCAUUUUGCAGUGGAGUAAUCGUUUAACAGGAUCUUCCACACCUCAAUCUUCAGUCAGCUUAGAUACAGAUACACACUCUAACUUCAAAAAGCAGUGAAGAGAGUGACUGGUUUAGUCCAAAACACUUUUAAAAUGGUAACUUCUAGCAUAUUCCUAAAUCUGGACCAAAUUAAUACUGAAGAACAAAUUCAAGCACCAAAAGCAGCCCACACACUCCAAGUUCUCUUUAAUUGAAAAAUAUUAAUUUUAAUGAAUUCAUAGGCUACAUGGUUGCAAUAACAUUUUAGUUAAAAAUUUGACAUGUCAUUGUUUAAAAAAAUAAAAUGCUUUAUUGAUUGAAGUUUCAUAGACAUUCAGUUGUUAUACUUGAAAAAUAUUUUACCAUAUAUUGCGUGUAAUUUUACAGUAUAUUCACCUCUUAAAUUACUACACUUGUGCAGUCACAAUUCUAUAGUGGUAAAAUUUACUCAGGCCGAUGCUUUGUGUAUAACAUGCCUGACAUUUUUUGUAUGACAUUAAACUUUAUUUUUUAAAAUAUUUGGACAUAGGUUAAGCAAAACAAAUGUGAUUAUUUCUGAGAACCUUUAUACACCUUUUAUACACAUAUAUAACUGUAGACACAGAAAUGACAUAAGUACCGAAUAUUCUUCAGUUUUAUGCAAAACAGAUAGAAUAUAUGAUCUCUGUCAUAUGGGCAAAAUAUAAAAUAAUUAAUUAAAUAAUAAAUAAAAUAAUAAUUAAUAAAAAAUAAUAUAAAAAAGAGGCUUUUUUGCAUAGUUGUGUUUGACACAUGAAAACUGUAACAAUGUAUCUUACAAGGUAACAUAAUGUAACCUUGCUCUCACUUGAAAUGUGUCCACAAAUGUGUCGUUGAAUAUGAGGGUAUUGGACCUGGAAAGUCCUUGAAAGGUCCUUGAAUUUGAAGUUAACCAAAGUGUGGGAACCCUGCUGGAUUCAGAAAGGAUGAUGAUGAUGAGGCGUUACAACGAUCACAGGCCAGAGAUCUGAUAAAACAAAUUCUACAGACAAGACCAGGUGGAGGAAAUUUGCCUAAGGAGUAUGAAGAUACAGGGACAAUUAGUAAUGACAUGAGGAAAGUGAUGGUGAACAUGUUAGUUGCAGACAUGAUGGAGACAGAAGGAAGGGUCCCACAUCGACUAACCAAACAGAAGUAUGGUUUGGGAAUCAUCCCCUUGUUUCCCUCACUCAGAGAUCCCCAAGGGAGGACUGGAUAUGAACAUUUCUAUGAUGACCAAAAAUGCAUUGGAUUCUUGUCAUGGUGCCUCAAGACAGUACAAAGGGGGACAAGACCUUCUGGAAAUAAGGAUGAUCUAAAAACAGAAGAAAAGGGAGGUCCUUUGCUUGACAGACAGCUAUGUUACCAAGAACAUCAGCUAGAUAAUGAUCAAAGUGUAGAGGCCAUCUCUUUGAUGAAUCAUACAAGCGAACGUGAGGUCAUCAUGCAGAAGAUGAAGGCAACGUUUGAAUACAGACAGCGCCUUGUCCAUGAUCCAGAGGGAUACACCACCAUUCCCUCAGUUUUUCCUUGUUUCCUGGACACUAAAGGAUUGAUUCUUCAGGACUUUACACUCCUCUUUGGGCCAGAAACUGCUUCCAGACUUUUGGAAAUGUGGCCAACUGUUUUCAAAGCAAAGGUUCUCAGACUAGGAGAAACCUUGACUUCCACUCCACCGCUGAAAGAUUACUGUCAUCUGCCAAACAGAGCCAAGAAAGCAGCGAGGCACAGGAUUCCCCAGAAUGGGACAGGGAUAUAUCAUCCUUCCUUCUACAUUUGCAUCUCCUAUCAGCCCAGGCUUCAGGAAGAAAGAAAAUCCAAAGGAUCGGUAUUUCACAGGCUAUUGACCAUCUGGUAGUGUUUCACCAAGUAGGUAACUGGUACACUGGUGCCAAAAUACAAGGGCUAUAAGCGUAAACUUGGAAUUGAUUCAGUAAUUUCUUCGGCUUAUUUUACACUAUUGGAUAAAAUGUAAAAUGGAGGUUAAUAUAAUAAAUUAAUAAAAUUGAAAAGCUCAUCCCUGUCAAGAAUACUCUUCACUGGAAGCCACUGGUGAAUUCUUCAAGGUUCAUUUUGUUUCCAGUUAUGUCUCAGUUAUGAUCCUCCAGUCAAAAGACUACAGUGUACAGAAGUGAUGUUGGCACCACAAGUGAGAGCUCAAGAGUAAAGGACCUUAGAGCUUUUUGAAUAAUGUUUAGAUGCUACAUCUUUAAAUCACUGUUUGCUACAAUAGCUAAAUUAAUUUGCCACCUAAAACUUGUACAUGGUUUAUAUCCUGGUAAAAAAUCUGGAUUGUGAUCUGAUUGUGAAUUGUUCCUUGCCAUUUAAAAGUUAUGAAGGAUUUAGAAAACAUUUAACUAGAUUUCAUUUUAGGGGUGUAGCAUCAAGCAGUGGAAAUGUAUCAAGCUCCAGAUCUCAGUGAAGCAGUGUCACUUGUUGUGUCUGACACAGAGCAAAGAUCAGAUAAUAAUGCGAGUUUGCAUGAUGUUCUUCUGUUUCAAGGGAUAGUUCGAGGGAAAGGUGUGCAUCAAUAAUAGCCAAAUUACAGGGUAACGAUGUUGCAAACAGUGUAAUUACAUCAGUUGUUGAAAGCAUGGAGGAUUUUGUUAAUGAUUUCCAUAUAAGUUUAAGGGAAAACAUUUAAAAUGUUGUGCCUGUUGACAGCACAAGUAGAAGUUCAGUUGAAGAAGUUUUUAAUAGUUUAAUAAUCCAUUCUCUGAUUUUAAUAAGAAUGGAUAACAAAAUGGAGAAAAUAUUUCAGUGAGAAAUGGGGGGUUGUUGAACCUAUUGAAAUACACGUAGGUGUCAGAUACGAUUCAAGAAGAAAUAAAAUCUCUGGAAUGUAUGAACAGACAACAGUUAAUGACACUUUGAUGUAUAUCCUUCUUCUGAAGACUCUUGAGUUCAUUCUUAGGAAUGAUAAAGUGUGUAAUCGUAUCCAAGAGGAUCGGCAAAAUGACAUGUAUCGAGAUUUUUGUGAUGGACAGUAUUACAAAAAACAUCCUUUGUACUCUAUCCACAGCAAUGCACUUCAGAUCCAAAUUUACUAUGAUGAUUUUGAAACAGCAAACCCAUUAGGGUCUAAAGCAGGGAUUCAUAAACUUGGCUGUUUAUAUUUUGUACUUCAUAACCUGCCAGCACACAAGAACUCUUCCUUAAUGAACAUACAUCUUAUUUCUUUGUUCCAUUCUGAAGAUGGAAAAAAGUAUGGCAUGGACAAAAUACUUGCCCCAUUGGUUGAUGAUGUGAAAGUACUUGAGAAGGGAAUGACAUUGUCAUUUUCUGAGGAGCCCAUCUUUGGUACUAUUGCACAAAUUACGGGUGAUAACCUAGGUCUAAAUAGUAUUCUUGGUUAUGUUGAAUCUUUUUUUUAUUGGAGCCCAAUAAAAAAUCCUGUUAUGGUGUUAAAAGAAAUUCUAUACUCAAUACCUUGACUUAAUUUAAUGUAUCUGAGAACUUUGUGCUGGAUAUUAUGCAUGAUAUCCUGGAGGGAGUUGCACAGUGAAUGAAACUGCUUUUUGAAUAUAUGAGUUGCAAUCUAAUUUCUGGUGAUUCCAUUCCUCAAAGAUUGUAUGGCUUCAACUAUGGCUUUUUAGAAAGAAAUAACCGGCCAACCAAGGUCAACCUUCAACAAGCACGAAACAACAUUGGUCUCAAUGCAAGUCAGACAUUGUGUCUCAUUAAGAACAUCCCUCUCAUAUCUGGAGAUGUAGUCCCAGAGGGAGAUAAGCACUGGCAUUUGAUGUUGCUGCUCUUACAUAGUGUUAAUAUUAUCUUUUCUCCUAAUAAUAUAAUAUUUUUGAAGCAUCUGAUAAAAGUGCAUCAUCAGUUGUUCAAGGAUUUGUAUCCUAGGAAUCUAAUUCCAAAACACCACCUUAUGAUCACUACCCUGAAUGCAUCAGACAAAUUGGCCCAUUGAUUCAUGUAUGGACAAUGAAAUAUGAGGCAAAACACAGUGUUUUUUUUUUUUUAAGAAAAAUCUAAAAAAAUUCAACAACCUGACCAAAUCACUUGCAAAAAACACCAGCUAGCCAUUGCUUAUCACUGGGAGUCCUGUACUAUCAAGGGUAGUCUGGCCCUGUUUCAAAUGAGCUGUUGUCUGACAUAGAAAACUGUGAAAAGCUCCAGGGCCCGGUUCCCCGAUAACGCUCACUCUUAGUGUGCUAAGAAGACUCGAAAUUUAUAUCUUACCAAAGUUGUUUAUGUUCCUAAGUGUGUUCCCCGAAGUGUCCCUUAGGAACCUUC
Cyprinus carpio (common carp) is the source of this 4337-nucleotide messenger RNA. RefSeq lists its product as uncharacterized. NCBI's taxonomy places the organism in Eukaryota, Metazoa, Chordata, Actinopteri, Cypriniformes, Cyprinidae. The record is from RefSeq and is a predicted model, not a curated record. Bases 1165 to 1950 code for a protein of 261 amino acids. The transcript is spliced from 6 exons.